Molecule: messenger RNA, 1964 nt
Organism: Eremomyces bilateralis CBS 781.70
Lineage: Eukaryota; Fungi; Ascomycota; Dothideomycetes; Eremomycetales; Eremomycetaceae
Exons: 2
Coding region: 240-1925 (561 amino acids)
Biological process (GO): regulation of DNA-templated transcription
Molecular function (GO): zinc ion binding; DNA-binding transcription factor activity, RNA polymerase II-specific
Source: RefSeq, a predicted model, not a curated record
GCGUCUACAGCCAACGAAUCCACGGAUCCUAUCAUUAACGCGGAGCGUCAAACCUCCUUUAUUGAGCGACUAAUGGGUUAAAGGGGCAUUGAAGCUAUCUCGGUGUUAGACCUUGGCGUCAAAUUUUACUCCUGCUCCGCUUCGAACCGGAUGUUCGCGGCGCACUCGGCUUUAUACAACGACUUCUUGUGAGCUAAAGUCCGAGCUGGUUGCAUGAAGGACUCCACAUCGAAUUGGUUAUGAUGAAAGCGCGCACUCGAGUCCUGACCAAAGGCCAGUCAAGUGGUGGCUGUGUUACGUGCAAAUCCCGCAAAGUCAAAUGCGACGAAAUUAAACCACAAUGCCUUCGGUGCUUUCAAUCCCGGAUACAAUGCGGAGGCUAUUCACCAAAGGGCAUGCUGCCAGGCGAUAACAACAUCAAUACUUCUGGCGCUGUUUUGGCUGCUUCAUCCCAAGACCCAAAUAAUUCAACAGCGUUCAAAGCCCAUCUUGAUCCAGCCUUACUAUCUCAUAUCGGAUUGAACAGUCUUCUGGAGUUUGAUGACGCUUUUUGUCCUGUUGGUCAAAAAGCAUGGAAGCAUGUACUUGAACGUUAUGCCAACGCUUCUCCUGGCGCAAAAGCUGCCUGCAUAGUGUAUGGCGCGGCAAAAGAGCUGCAAGUCCUGUCGCAUGACGUACUGUCUCAUCUCGAAGACAUAUACUCCCAGUACUACGGGUCGGCUGUGUCGCUGCUACGAAAUGAUGUGGAGGAUCUUGCUACACGCCUCCCAUCGGUUUUUACCACUUGUCUGGUACUGUGCUCCGUUGAACUGCUAUUUCGUCGAAGGCAGAAUGCUCUGAAGCAUAUCAACGCAGUGUUUCAGAUGGUUUACACAGAGUGCCACUUCUUAUCCUCGCCGUCAACAGAUACCAACCCCUACCCCGAUGCGAUGAAGUUACACCCUGAAAUCGCUUCAGAUUUCCAUCUUCUACUUCACGUCAUUGACAUUCAGAUACUCUCAUACACAAACGGCACUCGGUUGGCAUCAAUGGAAGUAUGCCCAUUAGAUGCUCUCGAACGGUACAUAUUAGCGCAGGAUGUCGAUUUGUUGGCCGAGGGAGAUAUCAUACAUGUCAUUCACGCUUCGUAUGCUUUCGUUGCGGAAACUGCUCGUAAUGCAGCUGGUACUUCCGCAGGAAAGUUGGUUCAAGAUAAAAAUCGCCUGCUCAACAUGUUGCAGCAGGGAAAUUCCCUCCUCGACUCUUUGUUACUUGAUAAAGCAUCACUCCCACGAUACACAAGUCGGAGAAUCCUAAGGAGCUUUUGUCUAGCUCUCUCCGCUCUUCUCGCAAACCUUUUCUGUUUAUACGAGGAGGCAUGGACCUUGGAGAGCAUGAAAUUCGAGCAUAUCAUCACUUCUGCGGAGGAGCUGCUGGCCUCAAGUAAUCUUGAGAGCCGUAGCACUCGUGGACGUCAGGAAAUCAGGUUCGUGCCUCAACUAGGGAUCAUCCCUCCGCUAUAUCUUGCUGCACUCAAACAUCGGAACUCGGCAUGGAGGCGAAGAGCGAUCAACUGCCUUCGCCAGGCAGGAAUCGAAGGUCCGUGGAAUGGUGCCAUGUCCGCUGCAUUAGCUGAACGAUGCAUGGAAAUUGAAGAAUCAACUCCCGAUCAGAUUCCCUCUGAGAAAUCAAUGGUCAGUUUAUGCUUUGCCAUGGACGACAAUGGAGAGAACGACGGAAGGCUGUGGCCGUCUUCAGCAUAUGGCAGUACAACGAUGAAAAUCAUCCGUCGUCUUCAGCCUGCUGCUGUUGUGGACGCGUUGCUUCCCUCGUCAGCGCACUUCAAAGCCUUAUCGGUAGACGCACGUCAUUCUUUGGAUCCGAAAGUGUGGGAACACUGGCAAAAGCGGAUCGAAUUUGGCCCGACAGGAUACAUAUUGGGGUAGAGUGUAAUGGAGACAACAACGUCAGCCUUGACAAAUUCC